GCUGUAGGAUUGUGCUCUCCUCAACUCUCACUCACUUCCACUGCACCACACUUCAGCUCGUGUCUGUUCCUCCUUUUCCUUUUCUCCUAAUUUAUACGUCGCCGCACUACAUAUACCCAUCUCACUCACACUGUAUACUUUGUAAGCUGGCAUCCAUUGAAGUGUUUCAUGUCUCUCAAUUUUCACGCAUAUCCCUUUUGAUGCCUGCGCUUCAGUUUUCGUGUCGUCUGCAGCUGAGUUGAUGCUGUAGGUGAGGUGUGUGUUAACUAAGAUGGGUUGGUGGAAACUCUCAUGUUUUGCGACGGUUUUGGUUUGUGUUCUUGCGAUCUGCCGUGGCGGAGAAGCAAGCGUGGAGGUGAGGUAUGACGAACACCAGCCGUUGUCAAGAGUUUCGCUCCACACAGCCAGAGUGAUGCUGGACGAGUCCGUGUCCAUUUCUGCUUCUCCUGAGAUUCUUGGCCGCAAGGGGGAAAGUGCGGAGUAUGUGUUUGUGUCUUUUACGAGGUCGAAAGGGGCCAAUGCAAGUGACUGGAUUGGCGUCUUCUCGCCCGCAAAAUUUAGCUCGAAAGAGUGUCUGAAGGAUUUGAAGAACGGGACCACAAAUCUCAAUAAUCCCCCUUAUCUCUGCUCAUCUCCAAUCAAGUUCAAGUAUGCGAAUUCUGGAUCCAAAGAUUACGUGAAAACUGGGAAGGGUUCCUUAACGUUUCGCCUCAUCAAACAACGCGCAGAUUUCGCAUUCGGUUUCUUCUCCGGCAACCUUUCUGAUCCGGUGCUCCUGGCCGUUUCCAACACAAUCACCUUCGCAGACUUGAAAGCUCCUGUAUGGCCUCGUCUGGCGAUGGGAAAAAAUUGGAAUGAGAUGACAGUGACAUGGACCAGCGGAUAUGGUUUGAAUGAUGCCGUCCCGGUAGUUAUCUGGGGACCUGCAUACAAAAAAGACCAGUUCACGUCAGCUGCAAUCACGUUGACGUUUACCAGGAAAGACAUGUGUGGACCACCAGCAAGUUCAGUGGGAUGGCGAGACCCUGGAUUCAUCCACACAGGAUCCCUGAGUGCACUGUGGCCAAGUACCAAAUAUUACUACAAGGUCGGGCACCAAUUCAUGGACGGUAAUUUCACUUUGGGUCCGGAGAAGAGUUUCACCUCGGCACCUGCACCAGGUCAAGACUCGUUGCAAAGGGUGAUCAUUUACGGUGACAUGGGUAAGGCUGAGCGAGAUGGAUCAAACGAGUACAACAAUUACCAACCAGCAGCACUCAACACUACGGACCAGCUUCUGAAGGACCUUGACGACAUUGACAUCGUGUUUCAUAUUGGUGAUAUAACAUAUGCGAACGGUUACAUUGCCCAAUGGGAUCAGUUCACCGAGCAAAUUGAAGGCAUUACCUCUCGUGUUCCAUACAUGAUCGGAAGUGGGAAUCACGAGCGAGACUGGCCUGGUUCAGGAUCUUUCUUCCAGAACCUCGACUCCGGUGGCGAGUGCGGCGUUCCUGCUGAAACUUACUUCCACAUGCCUACAAGAAACAAGGACAAGUUCUGGUAUGCAGCUGACUGGGGCCAAUUCCACUUUUGUAUCGCCGACACGGAGCAAGACUGGCGAGUGGGGACGGAACAGUACAGGUUCAUAGAGGACUGCUUAGCCUCGGUUAACCGGCAGAAGCAACCAUGGUUAAUCUUUCUAGCCCAUCGGGUGUUGGGAUACUCCUCGGGCUCAUUCUACGCUACUGAAGGCACAUUUGCUGAACCCGAAUCUCGAGAUCAGUUGCAAAAGCUGUGGCAGAAGUAUAAGGUCGAUAUUGCGAUGUACGGCCAUGUGCACCAGUAUGAACGAACAUGCCCUGUCUACGAGAGCCAAUGUGUGAGUUCCGAGAAGGAUUACUACUCCGGCACAUUCAACGCCACGAUUCACAUCGUGACCGGUGGUGGCGGAGCGAGCUUGGCCUCUUUCACCACCCUCAACACGACGUGGAGCACGGUGAAAGACUUCGACUUUGGAUUCACGAAGCUAACCUCGUACAACAGCUCAAGCCUUUUGUUUGAGUACAAAAGAAGUAGAGAUGGCGAAGUCUACGAUAGGUUCUGGAUCGAGAGGGAGUACAUGGACGUGCUGGGGUGCGAUGCAAGUCAGCAAAACUGCCCUGAAAGUCUCUUGGCACACUGAUUUGUAAACACUAAACUCCUUCCAGACUCUGCAUUACUCAGUUCUCCAAGUCCAUAAUCUCUGACACAAUAAUAACGUAGAUCCCAGAAACCCACAUCAAAGCCUGAAGGUGAUUGGUUUGUUAAUACACUUGUUAAAUAGCAGUUGCACUUGUGCCACAUCACAGUACCUUUGUGAGGCUAUGUAGUUUAGUUUCUUCACUGGUGGUCUUACACAACUAUCUACCGAUUGCUUCCUGUCUAAGAUGUCGAGCUGGAUCAACUCAUUGCAUGCUAUAAUUUGCUGUCUCCUUGAAGAUGAUUCGAGGGUCAAAUCAGAUCUGGAAAUUCUUAAAACA
This is a messenger RNA of Physcomitrium patens, 2498 nucleotides long. Its product is annotated as nucleotide pyrophosphatase/phosphodiesterase. Gene Ontology annotation, molecular function: acid phosphatase activity; metal ion binding. The record is from RefSeq and is a predicted model, not a curated record. NCBI's taxonomy places the organism in Eukaryota, Viridiplantae, Streptophyta, Bryopsida, Funariales, Funariaceae.